Molecule: messenger RNA, 1224 nt
Organism: Biomphalaria glabrata
Lineage: Eukaryota; Metazoa; Mollusca; Gastropoda; Planorbidae
Exons: 1
Coding region: 1-1224 (407 amino acids)
Biological process (GO): G protein-coupled receptor signaling pathway
Cellular component (GO): membrane
Molecular function (GO): G protein-coupled receptor activity
Source: RefSeq, a predicted model, not a curated record
AUGCUGAAGGAAAUCUCCCCAGAAGACUCCAACAACGUUCAGCUAAUUCAUGAUGUUACAAGUGAUAAGUGUUUGAAUACUUCUAGUAAUACUUACACUAACAUUGCCAACAAUGUCACUCAGCUGUUUAUUUCGGACCAAGAUAUUGCCAAAUUGUUUCUUGUUUUCUGCUCUCUAUGUGGCGUCAUUGCUCUGACGGGGUGUUUGGGGAACGCCAUCACCAUGGCAACAUACCUUUCUAUGAAGCUGAAAGACGGCGUCAUGAUCUCGUUCUUUGGUUUGGCCGUGUCGGACUUUCUCUAUGACGUCACCAUGCUUGCGAUCGUGGUCUCGGACGGGCUCUACAUGCUAGAGAGAAAGUCCUCUUUCAAAACCUGGUUUCUGGUUGAACCGUUCGGGGUGUACGUCUUCUGCUCCAACAUCGGGGUCAUGAUUUAUCUGGUCACUAUUUUAACCACCACCUUCAUCGCCAUCAUUCGCUGCCUUUGUGUUAGUAUGCCUCUGCAGUUCAGGAACCUUUUAACCAGGAGGAGAUCCGUCUGGUGCAUAGCAAUCUUUAGCCUUGUGUCUGUGGUCAGCUACGUUCCAAUUCUUCUGAAUAUGACCAUGCAAGAAUCAUUCGAUAUGAGCAUCAACAGCACGCGGUACAGACUUAAGAUUUCUCCAUACCGGGAAGAAAUCAAAACGGCAAUUUGGAUUUCCCGUGACCUGCUCGUGACGUUGAUAACGGAAGUCAUUGUUAUCGUCUGCGUCGUCAUCAUGAUAAAAAAUCUGCAAACAGCCACGAAAUUCCGAAACCAAUCGGUGAAUUAUUCGAUACAUCCUACUUUACCCUGUGUCACAGUAUUUGGAAUAGAGAACAAGUCAGAUAGUACGCAGAUUAUUAAUACAUUAGAGCCAAACACUAAACAUAUCAACAUCCAAUCCAACAAAAUGAGUACUAAGGAUGUCUCCGUCGUCCAGCAGGUGAUGCUCAUCUCCUCUAUCUACAUCGUCUGCAACAUGCCAAAGAUUCUUAUUAACAUGGCUCUCUUUUUUGUGCCGGACUUAGCGCUGGAAAAACCUUACCAGAAUGUUUACCUUACUGUAGUUGGCAUCAUGGAGCUCUUCCAGGCUUUCAACUCCAGCUUCAACAUUUGCGUUUAUUUGAAAUUUAACUCAAAGUUUAGAAAACAUUUGUGCAUAUUCAACAAACAAAAGUGUUUUCAUUUUGUGAACAUUUGA